GCCACCCUUAUGAAAGGCCUAACGUUUGUGUCAUAUAAUCAUUAUAACUAUGAUAAUAUAUGGCAUGGUUUGUCCGCCGUAUUUCCGUUUGUAGCUGGCACAUGAAAAAUGGGUGCAAAUUGCCUUCUAGAUGGGUCUUGUACCAUUGGGGUGAACUUAGGGCUAAGAUGGGUCUUUGGCUAAGGUUGGUGUUGCAAGCCACUUUUGAUGGGCCAAUCAAUAUCGAAGUGUUUCACGGGGUAGAAGACGAGCAACCGGUAUGCUUCGAAGAGGCGGUGGUAAUGAGGCAUAACGAGGGAGGGAUGUCAAGGCAAAGAAGGAUGGAGACAUAUGAUCUAAUAAGGUGCAAAGCAAGGAUGUUUUGUAAUAUAAGCCUUGAUCGUAGGCCAGAAGAAAUUGGGAUGACUCUAUUUAUGAGGACUGGGGCUAGAUCUUUCACAAAUGAUGCGGCUGUUAUUGACCUCUUUAAAACUGAAUGUGACAAGUUUACCCAUUGCCAAUUAUUCAUAGCUUACUCUAAUAAUCUCACCUUUUGUCAACAGGUUGAAUUGAUGAGCAUAACAGAUAUUUUGGUAUCAACUCAUGGAGCCCAAUUAACCAACAUGUUCCUAAUGGACAGGAAUAGUAGUGUCAUGGAGUUUUUUCCUAAGGGUUGGCUAAAGUUAGCCGGUGUAGGCCAAUAUGUCUAUCACUGGAUUGCAAGCUGGUCCGGUAUGAAACAUCAAGGUGCGUACCGUGACCCUAACGGUGAGCCAUGUCCCUACCCCGAGGACGAUCGUCGAUGUAUGUCCAUUUUUAAGGGUGGUAAAAUCAGUCUUAAUGAUACUUAUUGUUUGGGUCCAAUUUAG
Molecule: messenger RNA, 848 nt
Organism: Chenopodium quinoa (quinoa)
Lineage: Eukaryota; Viridiplantae; Streptophyta; Magnoliopsida; Caryophyllales; Amaranthaceae
Exons: 3
Coding region: 60-848 (262 amino acids)
Molecular function (GO): glycosyltransferase activity
Source: RefSeq, a predicted model, not a curated record